This is a messenger RNA of Oncorhynchus mykiss (rainbow trout), 1462 nucleotides long. The record is from RefSeq and is a predicted model, not a curated record. NCBI's taxonomy places the organism in Eukaryota, Metazoa, Chordata, Actinopteri, Salmoniformes, Salmonidae.
AUGAUUCAUAGGCUACAACGCUAGCUAGGGAGUGCAUUGAUUUUCGCGAGCUAGCUAGCAUAGCCUCAGUUUCUUUAGCAAUCAUGUCAAGCAGUUUAGCUAGCUGUAACACUGAAUGCAUGCAUAUUUUAGCAAAGCCAGUCCAGGUUGCAUAACAUUCUGCAACUCUGUUUACAACAUCCUCAGUUUUUCUUUAGCUACUUAUAUUUUGUCAGCUUAAGUUUUAUUCCGCACUAAUAUAGCACUGAUUUGCAUUUCAAUUUAUCUUAUUGCCUUGCAUCACCACCAAGGUGACUGGAUUAGAAUAAAUCACAUGAGGCUAAUGAUUGUAUGUUGUUUCCCUGAAGUCAUUCUGUACCCAACAUCAUGUUCGGUCAUCCCAUGGUGGAGUGCCUGAGGAACUGUGUGGGGCCAGACCCUUUUUGAUAUGCACGUGACGGUAUUGGGGCCAGAGCAGUGGGUGAAACCCAUGGCAGGAGCCAAUCAGUACACAUUCCACCCGGAGGCCACCACCAAUGCUGGAAACCUCAUCAAGGAGAUCAAAGAGAGCGGCAUGAAAGUGGGCCUGGCCAUAAAGCCUGGGACUACAGUAGAGGAGUUGGCACCGUGGGCUGGACAGAUCAACAUGGCUCUGGUCAUGACUGUAGAGCCUGGCUUUGGAGGCCAGAAGUUCAUGGAGGACAUGAUGCCCAAGGCCGAGAGUCAGUUUCCCUCUCUGGACAUUGUGGACGGAGGAGUGGGUCCUUCUGCCAUCCAUUAGUGUGUGGAGGCGGAUGCUGACAUGAUCAUGUCGGGCUGUGGUAAGCAGUGACGACCCUCGCUCUGUCAUCGCACCGCCGUCUCAGAAGCUAUCCAGAAACGCUCGCUGGACCGCUGACGAGAGAGAGAGGUACAGGACGGCUGAACAAGAUGUCAUAUUUGUAAGAUUUUUUUUUUUGGGGGGGGGGCAGGCUAGUAUUUUGUCACUGCCCUGUUUUAAAAUGCCUGUUACUAUCUCCCUUGUCACAUGAUACAGAGGAUUCCUCGCCAAUUCUUGCUCUGCUCGGUUGGUUUGAAAAGUAGUUCACUACUCAGACACUAGAGGGCAAGCUUGCUCAAACUAUUCAUCCCUAUAGGUUUGUAUGCUGUAUACCCGGGACUGUCAUUCUUUAAACAUUUUUUUUUAUAUAUCCCCGUUUUCUAUACUGUCUUGUUUAGACUAAUUACUUAUUGAUAAUAAGUCAUGAAUAUUAUUGAUAAUAUUGAAAUAAAAAUGACUGACUACCAUAUGUGGCAUAGGAGAGUAUUAGUGAUCUAGCAGUUAUUUCCACAUUUAAUAUGGGAUAUAAAGUUAGUACCUGCACAGGGAUUUAUUUAAUCAAAACUAAUAGUAACAUUACCGGAUAGAUAAAAACAACAGCAACCUCUCCUUGCACUAAUAGGAACCAUGUUUCUAUGUAACACCAUUUAACUCUUUGACAAG